AUGGCAGCAGGUGUAGCGGCUUGGCUCCCCUUCGCCCGAGCGGCGGCCAUAGGAUGGAUGCCCGUGGCCAGCACCCCCAUGCCCAUCCCUCCCCAGGAGAGGAAGAAAGCCAAGGACGGACUCAUCAUCCUCAACGUGAGCGGCACCAAGUUCCAGACGUGGCGGAACACUUUGGAGCGCUACCCGGACACUUUGCUGGGGAGCACCGAGAGGGACUUCUUUUUCCACGAGGAGACGAGCGAGUACUUUUUCGACCGCGACCCGGACAUCUUCAGACACAUCCUCAAUUUCUACCGCACGGGGAAACUCCACUACCCGCGCCAGGAGUGCAUAGCCGCCUACGACGAGGAGCUCGCCUUCUUCGGCAUCAUCCCGGAGAUCAUCGGGGACUGCUGCUACGAGGAGUACAAGGACCGGAGGCGAGAGAACCAGGAGCGGCUCCAGGACGACGAGGACUUAGACAAUAGCAAUGACGCACCGCCGGUGAACCUGACGCACCGGGAGUUCCUGUGGCGGGCUUUUGAAAACCCCCACACCAGCACCAUGGCUCUGGUCUUCUACUAUGUCACCGGCUUCUUCAUCGCCAUCUCGGUCAUGGCCAACGUGGUGGAGACGGUCCCCUGCGGGUCUCUGCCCAACAGGUCCAAGGAGCUGUCCUGCGGGGACCGCUACUCGCUGGCCUUCUUCUGCUUGGACACCGCUUGCGUCAUGAUCUUCACCAUCGAGUAUCUCCUGCGCCUGGUCGCGGCCCCGAGUCGCUACAAGUUCAUGAAGAGCGUGAUGAGCGUCAUCGACGUGGUGGCCAUCAUGCCGUACUACAUCGGCCUGGUGAUGACCGACAACGACCAGGUGAGCGGCGCCUUCGUCACCCUCAGAGUCUUCCGGGUCUUUCGGAUUUUCAAGUUCUCCCGGCACUCCGCGGGGCUGCGCAUCCUGGGCUACACGCUGAAGAGCUGCGCCUCCGAGCUGGGCUUCCUGCUCUUCUCCCUCACCAUGGCCAUCAUCAUCUUCGCCACGGUCAUGUUCUACGCGGAGAAAGGCUCCACGUCCACCAAGUUCACCAGCAUCCCCGCUGCGUUCUGGUACACCAUCGUCACCAUGACAACACUGGGGUACGGUGACAUGGUGCCAAAAACCAUCGUGGGGAAGGUGUUCGGGUCCAUCUGCUCUCUGAGUGGGGUGCUGGUCAUCGCCUUGCCUGUCCCUGUCAUAGUGUCAAACUUCAGCCGCAUCUACCACCAAAGCCAGCGGGCGGAGAAGCGACGAGCCCAAAGGAAAUCGCGGCUUGCUAAAAUCCGUGCUGCGAAGAUUCGAGGCACUAAUGCCUAUAUGCACUACAAACAAAAUGGGUUCCUGAUCAACUCACUGAAGGAGGCCUCCAAGGAGGCAGGAAAAGCCCUGGUGGCGAAGGCCGCAGGCCCUCCCUUUGAGAUCCAGCAUCAUCAUCUGCUGCACUGCCUGGAGAAAACCACGAACCACGAGUUUGUGGACGAGCAGACGUUCCAGGCCAACUGCAUGGAGAUCUCCACGAUGAACAAGUCAGGGUCCCGCAACUCCUCGAUGUCGUCGUCGCCGCACAGACUCAGCUCGUGCUGCUCGCGACGAAACAGGAAGAAGAGCAGCUUCAGCCUGCCCAGCACAAACAACCAGGAGCUCAGCACCAUACAGAUUAGAGAGAGGCCAGUGGUCAACAGCCGCUCCUGCCUGAAUGCCAAACUCGACGGUACUGUGCCCUUGAAAUGUGACGAAGCUUACAUCACUCCCUCCAUGGUCCGCCUGUCUGCCCCGGUGAUGACCUCAUCGGACGGGGACGGCUCCACAACCGCCAUCGCGUACUCGCAGAGCAACAUUGUCCGAGUAUCUGCCUUGUAG
Messenger RNA from Limanda limanda (common dab), 1872 nucleotides. RefSeq names its product potassium voltage-gated channel subfamily D member 2-like. Gene Ontology annotation, molecular function: protein binding; A-type (transient outward) potassium channel activity. NCBI's taxonomy places the organism in Eukaryota, Metazoa, Chordata, Actinopteri, Pleuronectiformes, Pleuronectidae. The transcript has 6 exons. Gene Ontology annotation, cellular component: voltage-gated potassium channel complex; membrane. The coding region runs from base 1 to 1872 and encodes 623 amino acids. Gene Ontology annotation, biological process: potassium ion transmembrane transport; protein homooligomerization. The record is from RefSeq and is a predicted model, not a curated record.